This is a messenger RNA of Uloborus diversus, 1372 nucleotides long. Its product is annotated as Y-box-binding protein 2-B-like. The record is from RefSeq and is a predicted model, not a curated record. The transcript has 6 exons. Gene Ontology annotation, biological process: regulation of gene expression. Gene Ontology annotation, cellular component: nucleus. Lineage: Eukaryota; Metazoa; Arthropoda; Arachnida; Araneae; Uloboridae. Bases 1 to 744 code for a protein of 247 amino acids. Gene Ontology annotation, molecular function: nucleic acid binding.
AUGGUUAAUGCAUCAACAACUGCUAUAAAGAAAAAUAAUCCUAAGAAGAUUGUCAGGAGUGUUGGAGAUGGGGAGGUGGUAGAGUUUGACGUUGUUGUUGGCGAGAAGGGAAAUGAAGCUGCAAAUGUCACUGGACCAAAUGGCACUUCAGUCAAAGGCAGUCCAUAUGCUGCUGAUAGAAACCGUUACCGUGGGAGAUGGUUCCCUAGGAGACGAUAUGUACCGAGAACUCCUCGACAACAAAAUGAUGCAGGUGAGGACAGUCAAAGUCAAGAUCAUGCUGAUGAUGAACAUCAGCCCACACAAAGACCACCACGAAGGCCUUUGAGACGUCCAUUCUUUAGAAAAUAUUACAGAGGUCCUCCAAGAGGACCUCCUCGAAAUAUUGAUCAAGGUGGCAAUGAGGAUGAUCAAGACGAAAGGAAAAAUGAUGAUAGGAUUCCUAGAGGCGGUGGUGGUGGUGGACUAAGACGUGCGCCUAGGAAAUUUUAUCAACGAUACUUCAGGCGCAGGCCUCGCCGCCCGAGAAGUGACACGGAGGGAAGCCAAAGUGGGGUUGAAGGUGAUAAUGCUAAGGACAACGAAGCCGACGACGAAGACCAGCAGGCUCGGGUCUCUGGAUCCCGCCCGCGCCAGGCCUACAGACCGCGGAUGGACCGCCGCAGACCGCGCAGGGGCGGUCAUGCCCGGACCGCUCGGACCGCAUGCCCAGGAAUGGCAGGGGGGAGGACGGAGACGAGGUGAAGCAGGAAGACUACGAGGCCAAGUAUGAGGUCAAGACCGAAGAUCCGGGGAGUGGCUACGAAAACGAUGCAGCCAAUGUCUCGUCUUCGAUGCCGCCCUCGGGGGGGUCCGGAGAACCGUGUGAUUCGGCUCAGACGAACGAAGGCUAUUCAAAAGAGCAGUCGUCUGCUGAGCAGCCUGUUGUGAAAAUUGAAAAUACAUCUCCUGCAGAAGCCUCUACAAAUGAAGCAAUAGUUUCUGCCUAACAAACGGAGCCACACCAUUUUUUUUGAGCUCUUGGAUGAGUCUUAAUAGACUGUUUGCUUAUCAUGUCAUUAACACCCUUGAGAUUUUGAAACUACCAACUUUGUAAUUGUUAAAAAGCUGUGAUUUGAAUGUAUUCGAACAGCCAAGGUAUAGUUUUUAUCAGAUAGCUGUUUGUGAAGUUAUGCCCUCACUGGGUUGAUUUAAAAGAUGCUGAGUAGCCAAAUAACUUUGAAAAGUUUUAAUUUGAAUGCAGUUACUUGUUUAAAAAUAUUACCAUUUAUUCACAUUGAACACAAGUUUUUGACUGAACUAACAUCAUGGAUGUAACUUUGGCUCUUGUUUAUUACUCUAAUUUAUUUUUUAAAAGCUUGAAAGUAUAAAG